Molecule: messenger RNA, 1710 nt
Organism: Trichobilharzia szidati
Lineage: Eukaryota; Metazoa; Platyhelminthes; Trematoda; Strigeidida; Schistosomatidae
Source: the annotation of a GenBank genome assembly
AUGAAUUUAAUCGCUAUCUUAAUUUUGCUAUUAGCAGUUUCGAAUAUUGCAACAUGUAAAUUCAUUUGUGGAAAUCCUGAUCCGAUUCCCUUGCAACAUACAAUAGAACUUCAACAGGAUAACACUGUGAAAAGAAAUGCUCAACCCUCAGCCUUGAAGUUUUACGUAACUUACCUUAGUGGCUUUUACAGCUUAUAUGAGCAUCAUAAAAUCAAGACACUAGUUGAGAAUGCAACAAGAGUCUGGGAAAAAGCAUUGACAGUCAAGAAGCCAGGAACUGGGAAGCAAUUAGUAAAAAGAUACUGUAGCAACGGUAUAUACUACACAGUUAAAGAAAACAACUCCUUAUACUGUGUAAGAGGAAGAUGUAAUAGCAAGGCUUUUUGUGGUCCCCUAGAAGUUCCAGAUGAAUAUUCAGCUGAAUGUUUUGAACAAUACAAUAACGUUUUGUACCGAUACUAUCAUAAUGGAACUGGUAUACCAGGAAACGGUUAUGUACUAAUCGUUGAUGCAGCCCAAAGAGGACCAUGUUCAGGUUCAGGUCCAGCAGCAUACGCUGGACCAUGUCAUAUGGAUCCUGUAACUGAUAGGCCAAAUGUUGGAUAUGUGAACUUAUGUCCAAGUCAGAUGGAUGUAACAUAUCCAGGUGUUAAGAGUUUGGCAGGAGUUAUAAUCCAUGAGAUCGGUCAUGCACUGGGAUUUCUAUCCAGUAGUUUUCCAUUUAUGCGUGAUCAAAAAGGGAAUCCUAGGACAAAAAGAGGUGCUGAUAAAAUGCCAAUAUAUAAGGACAGCAAGGGAAAUUAUCUUUCAAGUAACAAUACAGUCAGAAUGAUCACAAGAAGUUGGCAGAGUGCUGUAGGACACUUUUCAAGAACGCCUGGAUCGUUUGUUACUCCUAAAGUCUUGGCUUUUGCCAAGAAAUAUUUUGCCUGUCCAAAUUUAGAUGGGGUUGAUUUAGAAAACUAUAAUGUAAUAGGGCCAGUUGGGUCUCACUGGGAAGCAAGACUAUUUCAAAAUGAGGUAUUGUCACCAGUAGUACUGAUAGACUUUUCUGUUUCCCUACUUACUUUGUCUUACUUUGACGAUUCGGGGAGAAAAUCAUUCAAACCUUUCUGUGAUGAUAAUCGCCAAGCAACGUGUAAAGAUACUCGCUCUUAUGGAGUUUGCCACAUAUAUACAUAUCCCAGUGGUGUACCCCAAGAAGAUCAGUUUUUCAAAACUCCACCAUAUCCUUCUCACUACAGUGCUGCUUAUUUCGGAGGUGAUGAUCCGCACAGAGAUUUCUGUCCAACACAAACGUAUGUAAGUGGCCUGGGCGAUUAUCCAGCAACUUCUUACUGCACCCACACAGAAAAUAUACAAAGAUCACAGACAGGGACUAACUACUACCUACAAACCUACGGCAAGAAUGCUAUCUGCGUGAAUCAUCGUGGAACAUGGAUCUAUAGUACCCACUACAACACAACUUUAACUGAUUAUCUGCAGGGAAGUUGUCAUCAAUAUGAAUGUACACGUGAGAAAAAUCUCAAUGUUUAUUUUAAGAGUGCCAAAGUGUUAUGUCGAAGAAGCGGGGAAACUAAAUUCAAUGUACAAGAUGGAAAUGUUAAACUUACUGGAGCAAUAUUAUGUCCAAAUCCAAGGCUGUUUUGCAAGGUGAAUAUAAUGAGUGCAUAUAUGUUUUGUUUUUUUAAAAAUUUCUCUGUGUCGUAA